AUGUCAGCCUCCGCCUCCGUCUCGUCCUGCGCAAACAAACGAGAUGUACUCAAUCGUGUCAAGGAAGUGCUUGAGACGUACGUCAAGUCGGGCGUGAUUGACCGAGAGGACUUUAAGGAUCUAGCAAAGAAGUCGGCAGAGGCGAUUGUUCCGCCGGUGGUCGUGGGGGAAGUUGAUCGAAUCACACGGCGGCGGCUGGUGACAUUUCUGGAGGAGAACGGCGCGGGAGAGGCAGUGAUCGCCUCAAUUUGGGAGGGGGAGAAGGCGAAAGUGGAGGAGGAGAAGGUAGCAAAGGAGGGCACGCCAGAGCCGUCCAAGACGUCAACUGUGGGAAUGGGAUUUUCGCUUACCGCACUGCGGGCGCGGAUGAUGAAAAAAAAAGAGGAGCUUCGGAGGCAGCGGGAAGAAACAACGAUGACGGUGGAGCAAGUGCUGCGGGGUGAUGCACCCACCGUAACGGCAAGCGGUGCCCCGAGUCUGUCGCAUGGGGACACGCUCUGCGACAGUGCGGUGGCGGAGGAGGAGGAACCACCUACCCGCAGGUAUAAGACGGAGUCCCAAGCACCGUUGCCGUUGCCCUCAUUGCAAGAAGUUGACCUUUACGCAGAUUUUGAAAGCAUUCCCUCCGGAUGGCGCACGCAACUGCAGCCCAUGUCCAUGUAA
Molecule: messenger RNA, 663 nt
Organism: Trypanosoma rangeli
Lineage: Eukaryota; Euglenozoa; Kinetoplastea; Trypanosomatida; Trypanosomatidae
Exons: 1
Coding region: 1-663 (220 amino acids)
Source: RefSeq, a predicted model, not a curated record